AUGAGCUCAUCUUGGCUACUGCCGCAGGUAGGGUGGGUUAAAUACAACGUGGAUGGUUCGGUAUGGGCUUCUGGUGAGGCGGCGUGUGGCGGGGUGCUACGUGAUAGCUCUGGCCGGUGGUUACAAGGUUUCUGUAGACGUCUGGGGACAUCAAAUGCUCUUCUUGCAGAACUUUGGGCCAUUUGGGUAGCAGUGGAAUCGUUGAGGGCUGUUAGCUUUCCUAAAGUUGUGAUUGAAAGUGACUCGAAGGAGGCAAUUGCAGCGAUAGAGAGCUCAGGAAGCCUUUUUAAAACAACGAAUCCUAAGAAUUUCUGCGUCAUACCAAACAUUGGUAUCAUCGCGCCACAAGGAACGUGUGAUGUUACUGUAAGCAUGCAAGCUCAGCAGACAGCUCCUCUUGAUUUUCAAUGCAAAGACAAAUUCCUCAUUCAAAGCACGAUUGCUCCCUUAGGAGCUUCCCUAGGAGACAUCUUUUCCAAAAAUAGUAGUGGCUUUCAGGAGAAGAAGCUGAGGGUAGCAUUGCUUCCACUAGCAAACGAAGAUUUGAAGCAGGAGGAUCAGCAUCCAUCCAAUUCCAACCAAAUUCAUGUGAAGCAGGAUGAUCAGGAUCCAUCCAAUUCCAACCCAAAUGAAGCUGCACAACUGAGCUUGCCUAAGGCUAUUGAGAAAUUAAAUAAGGAAGUUGAGGAAUUGAAGUUAAAUCUGAGUGUCAUGGAUUAUAAACUAAGAGAGCCCUCUAUGAUAAUGGAUUUUUUCCUAACAAAGUUCUCGGGGCCCCUUGCUGAGCAAUUGAGGUUGAUGAUGGAAAUAGAGGAAUUGAAGUCAAGGAUGAAUGUAAUGGAUUUGAAACUAAGUGUGCUCCCUGAGAAAAUGAGGAUGCAGAUAGAUAUAAUUCAGAUAUUGUCCUCGUAUUUCCCAAAUGAUAUUGAGGAGAUGGACAUUGUUGAGGGUAUGGGCAAUGAUAUCGAGGAAUUGAAGAGAAAGAUGGAAGCAAAUAACAGACACUUCUCAUCAUUUGAAUGA
Molecule: messenger RNA, 1023 nt
Organism: Lotus japonicus
Lineage: Eukaryota; Viridiplantae; Streptophyta; Magnoliopsida; Fabales; Fabaceae
Exons: 6
Coding region: 1-1023 (340 amino acids)
Biological process (GO): endoplasmic reticulum membrane organization
Cellular component (GO): endoplasmic reticulum membrane; plasma membrane
Molecular function (GO): RNA-DNA hybrid ribonuclease activity; nucleic acid binding
Source: RefSeq, a predicted model, not a curated record